AUGACAACGAGAACACGAGUAUAUUCAAUAUCCAAGAUCUAUUCAGAUGUAAAUAAUAAUAAACCAUCAGAAUAUUGGGAUUAUGAAAAUCAUAAAAUACAAUGGGGAGAUAUAAAAAAUUAUGAAAUAGUAAGUAAAAUAGGAAGAGGUAAAUAUUCAGAAGUUUUUCAAGGUAUUAAUGUAUUAAAUGAUGAACCAUGUGUUAUAAAAGUUUUAAAACCUGUUAAAUUAAAAAAGAUUUUUAGAGAAGUUAAAAUUUUACAAAAUUUAACAGGUGGACCAAAUAUUGUUGGAUUAUUAGAUGUUGUAAGAGAUGAACAAUCAAAAAUACCUGCAUUAAUAUUUGAAAAAGUAAAUAAUGUUGAUUUUAGAGUAUUAUAUCCAAAAUUUACAAUAAAAGAUAUUCAAUAUUAUUUUACACAAUUAUUAAUAGCACUAGAUUAUUCUCAUUCAAUGGGUAUAAUACAUAGAGAUGUUAAACCUCAAAAUAUAAUGAUUGAUCCAAUGAAUAAAAAAUUAAGAUUAAUAGAUUGGGGAUUAGCUGAAUUUUAUCAUUCAGGUAUGGAUUAUAAUGUAAGAGUUGCAUCAAGAUAUCAUAAGGGCCCGGAAUUAUUAAUUAAUCUACAACAAUAUGAUUAUUCAUUAGAUUUAUGGUCAGUAGGAUGUAUGUUGGGAGCAAUAAUUUUCAAAAAAGAACCAUUAUUUAGAGGUGAUUCAAAUAAUGAUCAAUUAGUACAAAUUGCUAAAAUAUUAGGUACAGAAGAUUUAAUGUCAUAUAUAAAUAAAUAUGGUAUAAAAUUAAGUUCAGAUUAUGAUGAUAUAUUGGGAAAUUAUACAAAAAAACCAUGGAAAGCUUUUAUAAAUAAUGAGAAUAAACAUCUAAUUAAUGAAGAUGUAUUAGAUUUAAUUGAUAAAUUAUUACAAUAUGAUCAUCAAAAAAGACCAACUGCAAAAGAAGCAAUGAAUCAUCCAUUUUUCCAAAAAACUUACAAUUAA
Lodderomyces jiufengensis is the source of this 996-nucleotide messenger RNA. RefSeq names its product casein kinase 2 catalytic subunit (gene CKA2). Bases 1 to 996 code for a protein of 331 amino acids. Lineage: Eukaryota; Fungi; Ascomycota; Pichiomycetes; Serinales; Debaryomycetaceae. Gene Ontology annotation, biological process: regulation of transcription by RNA polymerase I; regulation of transcription by RNA polymerase III; protein phosphorylation. Gene Ontology annotation, molecular function: protein serine/threonine kinase activity; ATP binding. The transcript has a single exon. The record is from RefSeq and is a predicted model, not a curated record. Gene Ontology annotation, cellular component: nucleus; protein kinase CK2 complex; cytosol.